Molecule: messenger RNA, 808 nt
Organism: Adelges cooleyi (spruce gall adelgid)
Lineage: Eukaryota; Metazoa; Arthropoda; Insecta; Hemiptera; Adelgidae
Gene: Spase22-23
Product: signal peptidase complex subunit 3
Exons: 5
Coding region: 145-675 (176 amino acids)
Biological process (GO): protein targeting to ER
Cellular component (GO): signal peptidase complex; membrane
Source: RefSeq, a predicted model, not a curated record
CGCCGUCGUUUUACCUGUACAGUUUAGUCGGCAUAUUAUCUUUACUCGUCCGGUUGACGUCGACACGGCCGUCGUAGAAAUUCACAACUAAUAUUGUAAUAAUUAUUAUACAUUUUAUUUUCAAAUUUUAAAUAUACCUUCUCCAUGCAUUCGUUGUUGGCCCGUGGAAACGCCGUGCUGGCGUACACGCUCAGCGUGCUGGUCACUUUGACGUUUGCGUGUUUCUUGUCAACCAUCACGAUCGACUACCGAAAAGAGACCGCUCUGAAAACUCUGAAAAUCGAAGUCAAAAACUUGCCCGAGUACGGAGUGGCCAAAAAGCUGAACGACUUGGGACAUAUCACGUUCAAUCUCGAUGCCAAUCUCACUAGUUUGUUCAACUGGAACGUCAAACAGCUGUUUAUAUACAUGACCGCCGAAUACGAAACGCCGACUAACGAACUCAACCAAGUCGUUUUGUGGGACAAGAUUAUCAAAAGAGGCGAAAACGCGGAUUUACAUUAUAAAAACAUGCGUACCAAGUACUAUUUUUGGGACGACGGCAACGGUCUUAAGGGUAACAAAAAUGUUACUUUGACUUUGUCGUACAACAUUAUUCCUAACGUCGGCAGACUUCCACUAGUUGGUUCUAUUGGAUCUCAUUCUUUCGGUUUCCCUUCAGAAUACACACGGUAAUGACGACAAGGUGUAGACGACGGUUCCUAAUUUUAUUAUAUUUUGUAAAAUAAAUGUUUGUUCUUUUUUUUUCUCUAAUUAUAUAAUAAUUUUACGAAUAUAUUAUACGGCAAGUCCGAAUUAUUGUGUUUGA